CACAUAAGUCAAUGUAUAGUUUAUUUUAAUUUUGCUUAAAUUAAUUUUGUUUUUUUUUAUAAAUUUAUUAAAAAUAUAAUUAUAAUUUAUUUAGUUGCGUCGAUACAACACAAAAAUAAAAUCAUUUUUCUAACUCAUCUAUAGAUCUGAUUAAAUGGACAUGACAAUUUUUUUUGGUAACUAGAUGAUGAAUAUGAGUAACGGUAUGAAUCACGAUAUGUCCGCUACCGAUAUGCCUAUGCAUGAUAUGCCGACCACUGAAAUGAAUAUGAAUAUGGAUAUGGAUAUGGGCAUGUAUUUCAAAAUCGGCUACUAUAGUCCCAUAUUGUUUAAGAAAUGGAUUGUCCACAAUGAUGGAGAAAUGUUCGGUUCGUGUUUGUUCUUCUUUGUGUUGGCCAUUAUCUACGAGAUGCUCAAGUUUUACCGGGACCGGCAUCUGCAAAGAGCCAGAUCAUCAGUGGUUACCAUCAGUAGCAUCAGCAGCAGCGAAGAAAACGGCGGUGCGUCCACCAUAAGCGCCGGCAGUUCGGUUAGCGGCGGCGGUGGUGCUGGCGGUGCUUACGAUCGACCGCUACACCACAACCACCAACACAACAGGGAUUCAGUCCAUCGGCCAACUAUGCGGCUGUUAUCGGCGGCCCAUAUGUGGCAAACAUUGUUACAUAUGAUUCAGAUAUUUAUCUCUUAUAUACUAAUGUUGGCCUUUAUGUACUUCAAUGCUUGGUUAUGUUUGGCCAUCAUAUUGGGCUCCGGUGUCGGCUAUUUUGCAAUCGGCACCCGUAAAAACAAUCCCUACUCGACGUUUGACGACGACCACUGUCACUAGGUUGUUGACCACUACUCGCGGAUGUGAUAACCGCCGGGAGUGUGAUUCGGCAAUUAUUUAUAUAUAAAUAUAUAUA
This is a messenger RNA of Oppia nitens, 902 nucleotides long. Its product is annotated as high affinity copper uptake protein 1-like. The transcript is spliced from 4 exons. The record is from RefSeq and is a predicted model, not a curated record. Gene Ontology annotation, molecular function: copper ion transmembrane transporter activity. Bases 185 to 826 code for a protein of 213 amino acids. Lineage: Eukaryota; Metazoa; Arthropoda; Arachnida; Sarcoptiformes; Oppiidae. Gene Ontology annotation, biological process: copper ion transmembrane transport. Gene Ontology annotation, cellular component: membrane.